Messenger RNA from Knipowitschia caucasica, 531 nucleotides. Lineage: Eukaryota; Metazoa; Chordata; Actinopteri; Gobiiformes; Gobiidae. The record is from the annotation of a GenBank genome assembly.
AUGAGACGUGUUGCUCUCAUGACUCAGACUCAGACGCAGACGCAGACGCAGACUCAGACGCAGACGCAGACGCAGACUCAGACUCAGACGCAGACGCAGACGCAGACGCAGGCGCAGGCGCAGACUCAGACGCAGACGCAGACUCAGACGCAGACUCAGACGCAGGCGCAGACGCAGACUCAGACGCAGACGCAGACUCAGACGCAGGUGCAGGCGCAGACUCAGACGCAGACGCAGACUCAGACGCAGACGCAGACUCAGACGCAGGCGCAGGCGCAGGCGCAGACUCAGACGCAGACGCAGACGCAGACUCAGACGCAGACUCAGACGCAGACGCAGACUCAGACGCAGGCGCAGGCGCAGACGCAGGCGCAGGCGCAGACGCAGACGCAGACGCAGACUCAGACGCAGACGCAGACUCAGACGCAGACGCAGACUCAGACGCAGACGCAGGCGCAGACUCAGACGCAGACUCAGACUCAGACUCAGACUCAGACGCCUCCGGCAACACUCCAGAUUAAUGACACUUAA